Molecule: messenger RNA, 3360 nt
Organism: Oreochromis niloticus (Nile tilapia)
Lineage: Eukaryota; Metazoa; Chordata; Actinopteri; Cichliformes; Cichlidae
Product: putative protein MSS51 homolog, mitochondrial
Exons: 6
Coding region: 1849-3003 (384 amino acids)
Source: RefSeq, a predicted model, not a curated record
CUUAAGCGUGGUAAAAUAUAAUAAACACACCAUUACUGUUCUGAUUACAGGCCCAGUAUUGCUGUAUUGUAGUGUAUUUUUUUAAACUAGGGUAUUAAAGGAUAUUUUCACAUGUGCUAAAUGAAGGUCUGUAUUGGCAAGUGAAAUUUAUUUGACAGGUACGUUUUAUUUACUAUGGAAUAAACAACAAUUACCAUACAUUAACCUUCACUCUCUCCUAGCCCAUCUGCCUCUCUUAAAAAACAUCACGAGCCCCGUUUUUCAAAUAAUCAUAAAACAAUUUAUAGCCGGUCUGAAACCAUCUGACACAAAACUGAAUAAUGCUUUUUAAAAUUAACACUAUUAUGUUAUAAAGCAUGGAAAAAAGCUGAAUUCUGCCCUCAGUAGAUAAUGGCACAGAGAUCCACCGUAAAGAAAAAUGUAUUGUUUCAGCCUCAUUCAAAAUGUGGAUCUGGUGUCAUUUCCCCACACAACCAUCUCUAACUGUUACAGAAGAUUUUUUAAAAAGAGAAAAUAUCCAGUGAGCAUCUUCUCUCUGAACAAAAUGAAGUGCGUGGGGACCAGAGGAGCACAUCUGGUGUCACUCCUGUCAGCUAGGAACAGAAAACUGAGGCUACACCUCACACACGCUCACUGAAAUUAGACAACAGAUGAUUGCAAAAGCAUUUCCUGGUCAGAUGAGUCUCAAAUGCCGCAGUCUACCUGAGCAUUACUACUGACCAUGUCCAUUUCUUUAUGACCACAGUGUACUCAUCUUCUAAUGAUUGCUUCCAGCACGAUAACACGCCAUGUAGCAAAACUCAAAACAUCUGAAACUGGUUUCUUGAACAUGACAAUUAGUUCUCUUUACUCAAAUGGCCUCCACAGCCACCAGCUCGCAAUCCAGUCGAGCGCUGUCAGGAUGUCGACGUAUAGGAGAUUCUCAUCAUGGAUGUGAAACCAUCAAAUCUGCAGCAACAUAAUGUUAUUAUGUUGAUAUGGACCAAAAUCUACCUUGUUGACUCUGGAAUGAAGAAAUAAAGUCGAUCACAGGUGUACCUAACAAAGUGACUUGUGAACAUACAUUAAAAACACUUCAAGCAUAAAAUCUAAAUGACAAAAGUCUUUAUUAAUUUAGAAUCAGCCUCUUUUGGGUCAAAAUGAUGCUUUCACUGUUGGAAGAUACCAAUAAAUCUAUUUGACGCCGUUUCUAGUGAGCAGGCCUGGUGGGGCGACACUGACCUCUAGUGGAUAGAAGUUGUAACACAAAGCUAUAAAGUCAUUAAGAGGCCCAAGGCCCCAUGUUUUGGACUAGCGGGAACAGUGUUUCUUUAUAGCUUUGAUAGGCUUUAUUCUCUUUAUAUCAUUUUAUUUUCAGGGGAAAAAAUUAUUCAGGUUUAGGCAAAAAUCUUCAAGUAGGCUUUGUGUAAAUACCAGAAGUACAUAAUCUGGGCCAGGUUUACUAUUAAAACCAUGGGCAAUGAAUCAUCUACAAAAAUAAUAAUAAAGUAAUUUGGUGAAAAUAUAUCAAACCCAUGAAUUAUUGCAAUCGAUAAAUAAACAACCGUAGCACCAUAAAUGCAAUGAUAAAUUAAAUUUUUAGGGCGUUGUUAUGUCAUAAAACCUUCUUGUACUUUUAUCCAUUUAUCUACUCAUUCAUUCAUGCAUUUUACCUCCUCAUGUGAGUCUGGCUCUUGUGAAGUCAGGAAUGGUCUGGAGUUGUCAGACGUUUCUAGAAGGCAGAGCACAGGUGCUAUAUCUGGCACUGCAGACCCCCAACAGACCGCUCACAUAUCAUAAAAGCAGAGGAGCAGCAGCAGAGGAAGCAGCUGAAAAGCGUCUGUGUCACACUCAUUUGCUCGAUUCAAGAUGACGGAAACUGAGAGGGCUGUUCAGCAGAAGAAGGGUAAAGGCAUGACUUUCCGGUCUCAAAAAGAGAUGUUUGAGAAGAUGGAGGAAUCUUUCAAAAUCUGUGCUUAUUGUGAAAAGCGACCAAAUGAACUUUCCAACCCACAGAACCUAAAGCGUUGCUCCAGGUGUCUGAAUGCUUACUACUGCUGUAAAGAGUGUCAGAAGGAAGACUGGCCCAAGCACAAGACGUUUUGCUCACAGCUGCGACUGGCUGCCAUCGACAGAGUCGUGGAGUGGCUUGUGUUUAAAGGAGACCUUCCAUUUCCUACAGAAAAAUGGUCCAAGCCCCAGUCUGAGGUCAAGGGUUUCGACGACUGGCUCGCCAUGCAGGGAGACCUCACGGCACGCCUCGAUCCCAUUUUAAAUGGAAAAAACAUGAACGACUUGUGGACCAACGCUGGUCGGCCUCGGCCAGAUGAUGACGAUGUGAAGCAGUCGCUGUGGAGGGUUUGCAGCGAGUUCUUCUCCAGGCCGCUGACAAUAGCCUGGGGGAUGAGACUGUUCGGACUAAACCCUUUAUCCAAACCUCUCACCAUUCACCUGGUGGGAGCAGGCCACACUGAGACUCUGUCAGCCAGACUGACCGACUACGAUGAGCUGAACAACAUGUUCCCCGGACACCAGGGGAUCGAAAUAGUCAUGGUGGGGCCCGAGGUGGUGGACGGCCCUGUCGUGAGGCCUCCCCUCAGAGCUUUUGGACCCAAACAGAGAGUCUACAUCAGCGCCUACAAAGGCCUCUACCAUCAGUUCUGGGAGGAGCUGGUGGAGAAAGAGGAGGCAGCCAAGCCAGAUCUGGUGGUUGGAUUUCAUCCUGGAUUUGAUGCCAGCCAAGGUCUGGACGAGGGUUGGCUGCCAACUCUCCUGCUUCUCAGAGAUUAUGAAAUUCCUUCUCUCUUCACUGCUCUCACUGAGACAGAGAUGACCUACUCUUUGCAAAUUCUGCUGGAGCUGGAAAUGGACAUGAAAGGAAGUGGAGCCAGCCCUUUUGCAUCACUAAAGCCAGAAGUUGUGGACUCAUGUGCCAACAAACCUCCGGUCUACUGCAACUCCCACUACUUCUGUUUUCAGGGUCUGCUGGAGACGGUGGAGUUUGAGGAACCAGAGGAUGCCUGAAUAAGGCAGCGUGCUGACUCUUACAGCUCUGGGACUGUAAAGUUUUGUUUAGUUUUGUUUAGUUAAAAAAAUACUACUUAAUGUGUACAUUUGCUUAAUAGGCUCUGCCUGAUGGCUACUUACUAUGCAAUGUCCCUGCUGCAUUUGCAUUCUCACUAUCUCAGUUUGAGCGCAUUCAGCAGCCACGAUGGUGAGAUUUGAAUAUACUGCCCGAGAUGUAUUAUUGUGUGUACAGGGUAAAAUGUUAUAGUAAUAGUUUGCUGUCUUCUGUGGGUUUAAUCUUUUAUGAGCAAAUAUGGCCUCUUUUUCAUCUGCUGUUACAAUAACCAUGAUGUGAUAAAAGUAACUUUUCAUUAA